AUGGCGAUGGAGAUACUCACUGCAAUUAUUCCUACAAUAAUUGACUACACAGUUAUACCAGUUGCACGCCAAGUGGGUUAUAUCAUUUCCUACAAAAACAACCUUGAAGGUCUAAGGAGUAAAUUGGAGGAUUUUGAUGCUGUCAAACAAAGGAUGAACCAUGCGGUUGAAGAAGUCGAAAGAAAAGUUAAUCAAAAAGUGGAAGCUGAUGUCCGGAACUGGCAGACAGAAGCGGAUAAGAUCUCUCGAGAGGCAGAAGCAGUAUUGGUUCAUGAAGGCUGUGCAAAGACAAAGUGUCUCUAUAUAUGUCCCAAUCUGAUAUACUAUCAUCAGAGUAGCAGGAAGUCAACAGAACUAAUGGCAAAGAUUGAAGCACAUGAAAAUAAAAAAGAAAAGUUUAGCAGGCUUUAUUACGAUGCUCCCGUAGAAGACAUAUCUGGCACACCCUCAGACGGGUACAUGGCCUUUGAAUCAAGGAUUUCAAUGGUGAAGAAUAUCAUUACGGAACUGAAAAAACCUAAUAUCAACAGGAUUGGGGUGUACGGAUUAGGGGGCGUUGGGACAACACUUGCCAAAGACGUUUACACAGAAGCUGUCAAAGAGAAGUUAUUUGAUGAUGUGGUUAUAAUUCUAAAUGUAAAAGAAAAGGAAGACAACAUAACAAUUCAAAAGGAAAUUACCAAAAAGUUGAGGAUGUACGUUGAUGAAUCUGAGGACAUGGGAACAAGGGCGAGUCUCCUACAAGCCAGGAUAAAAGAGGGGAAAACUCUUGUCAUUUUAGACGAUGUUUUGAAAGAAAUUAACUUUGAGGCUGUGGGACUUGUCGGUGUGCCGAACUGUAAAUUAUUGUUGACUUCCAGAGAAAGAAAAGUUUUAUACUCUGAUAUGCGUACGCAGAAAGAAUUUCCACUUGGAUUUUUAACCGAAGAAGAAAGUUGGAGUUUGUUUGAGAAUGUGGCAGAUAACGUCGUUAAAGACAACCGUAUACUGAAAGAAGCAACCCAACUAGCAAAGAAAUGUGGAGGUUUGCCGGUUUUGGUUGUUGCAGUUGCAAGUGCUUUAAAGGAUAGUAGAUUGCAGGAAUGGAAAGAUGCGUUGAAAAGCUUCAAAAGAUUUGCCGAGGAAGAAUUGGAUGAAAAAGCAUUCUUGGCUCUGAAGUGGAGUUACCAACGAUUGGAAGAUCAAGAGCUUCGUUAUGACUAUGGGACUGUUAGAAUGCAUGAGCUUGUACGAGAUGUUGCUGUCCGGAUCGCAUCUGAUGAUCAAAAGGCCUUUUCAAGAGCAUAUGGAGACGAGGUUAAAGAUUGGCCGACUGAGGAUUUCCUUAAAAAAUGCACAAGUAUGUCCUUAAGUCGUUGCAAGAUCCGCAGACUUCCUGAAGUACCUUGGGAAUGCCCAGAAUUAAAACUUUUGGUCUUGUGGAAUGACAGUAUUGGCGACUCCCAGGAAAUCCCAAGCAAUUUUUUUGAAGGAUUGAAAGAACUCAAGGUGUUGGAUGUAACCAAAUUCCGUAUUCCAUCACUACCUCCAUCUCUUCAAUCCCUAAAGCAUCUCCACACAUUGUGUUUAGAUCAUUGCGAGUUGGAAGACAUAGCUCUUGUUGGACAACUAACAAACUUGAAAAUCCUUAGCCUCUUACAGUCCGAGGUUAAAGAAUUGCCCAAAGAAAUAAGGCAAUUGACUAGCCUCCAAUUAUUGGAUUUGACCUGUUGCUCUAAACUUGUUCUGAUCGCACCUAAUGUUAUAUCAAGCUUGAAAAGGCUAGAAGACUUGAGGAUAGGAAUAAAAAGCUUCAAGCAAUGGGAGGGUGAAGGUUUGGUCGAUGGUAGAAGUAAUGCCAGCGUUUCAGAGCUGAAGCACUUAUCUCAUCUAUCCGCAUUGGACGUACACGUUCCAGAUGCUAACCUUCUUCCAACCGACUUGUUCUCCGAUAAGUUAGAAAGAUACACCAUACUUGUCGGUGAUUGUUGGGAGUAUCCUAACAUCCUUGCAACCUCCUCUAACAUGCUCAAGCUCAAGCUCACCAGGAGAAAUCAGUUCGACGGAGGUAUAAAGUUGCUGGUAAAGAAAUGUGAGCAGUUGUACUUGGAUGGGGUGGAGAGUGUGAAUAUUAUUUCCUAUCUAUUUGACAGUGGAGCUGUUAAUCAACUGAAGCAUUUCCAUGUCCAAAACAACGACGAAGUUAAAUAUGUCAUUAACUCCGUCAAUUGGAGUUACUCUCCUAAUGCCUUCUCCAACCUGGAAUCUCUAGCUCUUGAAGACCUUGUGAGUUUGGAAAGUGUAUGUUAUGGGCAACUCAUAGGCGAGCCUUUCCGAAAGUUAAAAUUUUUAACACUUCGGAAUCUACCAAAGCUUAUUGGUUUCUCUGAUCAAUUAACAAUUGCUACAGAAGCCGACGAAAUCGUUACGGAGGAUGAAGCUGGUGGACAAUCGAGACUUUUCAAUAAUGAAGAGGUUUCAAUGCUAACAACCUUGACUGUGCAUGGAUGUGAUAGUUUAAGAUUCUUGUUUUGGAGUUCCAUGGCUAAAUGUCUCAAACAACUCAAACAUCUCAAGAUAUCUAAAUGUCAAGCACUACAAAUGGUAUAUGACAUAUCGUCUACCACCCAGUUGAAUGACUUUGAGUGCUCAAAUCUAAGCUCAAUUGAGAUAGACUCAUGUGAUGGCUUGGAAAAUGUCUUUCCCGCCUCAGUGGCCAAAGAUCUUAAGCAACUAAGCAAGUUGAAGGUUAAGAAUUGUGGUUUAAUGGAGGUUGUUGUGAAGGAAGAAGGACCACAAACGACAUACGAGUUCGGGUUCCCUAAAGUAACAUCUAUGGAAUUUGAUAAUUUGCCCCAACUUCGGAGUUUCUAUCCAGGAUUGCAUGUUUGUAAUUGGCCAUCACUCAACAAAUUAAAGUUCACGAAAUGUGGUGGUGUGGAGAUUUUUGCUGCUGAAUUUUCAACAUAUCAAGACAAGUUUGUGUUGGGCCACCCAAGACCAACAGAACAACCUUUCUUUUUAAUUGAGAAGGAUAAGUCAUUCCUCAACUUGGAAUACUUGGUUUUGGACGAGAAGACGGAGAUUUUGAAUGGUCCACUCCUGUCAGAGUUGUUGAGAAAACUAAGAUUUAUUGGUUUUGCUACUUCACAUCCCAAAUCAGAUUAUUUCUUUGAGAAUUUACAGAAUAUUGAACAGCUCCGUGUGCUCUCUGCUCCUUGGAAAGAAUUAAUUGUCCACGACUACCAAGGAAGUAGUAGCGGGGAAAUACAUGAAGUUAAGACCCUCCCACGUGUAAAGGUUUUGGGGCUCGGCAAUAUGCCGGAGCUGAUACAUCUAGGAAGGGAGAACUCCCAACCAGGGGGCCCUGUUUUUCCGAACUUGGAAUUUCUACGCCUAGAAAAAUGUAGCAGAUUAGAUAAUCUAGCUUCAACUUUGAUAUCCUUUUGGAAUCUAACCACUUUGACCAUAUUGGAUUGUCACAGACUGCAAUACUUAAUACCUCAUUCUGUGGCUAAGAAUUUGCAGCAACUCAAGAAGUUGGUAGUUAAGUCCUGCGAAAGAAUGGUAGAAAUAGUGGCAAGCAACGAAGAUGAUUCAGAAAAUGAGAUUACUUUCAGUUGCUUGGAACAUUUGGAACUUUCUGGUCUACCAAGUCUGCAAGGAUUUUGCAAGGGAAAUUGCAUUUUCAAAGUCCCAUCCUUACCCAAUUUGAUUGUCGAGGACUGCCAGCUGAAGAUUUCUCCUGAUGGGUUACUCCAAAGUGAUCCAAGACCAAAAAGACUACAAAUAGCAGAGGAAACUGAUGAUGUAUCGAUGCUAAGUGAUUCAGAGGAGAGUGAUCCUGAUCAAAUUGUAAGACCAGAAGAUACAAAUUUAGAUGUUACAAUUGCAACACUCUCUACCAAAGAGGAAUCCUCAUUUUUUGGCUGGCCUGUUAAGUUUUUCCGGCUGUGUGUGAUUGCUUGUUUGUGUAUUAUAUUCUUCUUCCUUUUAAAGGAAGAAAUAUCAUCCUGUCAUAGUUCCAAGAACAAGAUGGGCACCACUCUUAUUGUCAGCGACCGCCAUAUCGGAUUUAAGUUGGCAAGCUUCCGCCUCAAGGAAGAAGCCUUGGUUAUGUGA
Malus domestica (apple) is the source of this 4101-nucleotide messenger RNA. NCBI's taxonomy places the organism in Eukaryota, Viridiplantae, Streptophyta, Magnoliopsida, Rosales, Rosaceae. The record is from RefSeq and is a predicted model, not a curated record.